AUGGCGAACCAUCCACUUUGCAAAAUGUCGGCCAGCGCGAUAAUUAUCCUGCUGCUCGUUUUCGAAUCCACAAUCACCAGCGGUAGCGUCAGCCACAGCAUGGUGGAUCCCCAGCGUGUCCUUAGCAGUUCGGGCAUGAGCCUUGGGACCAGCUCGGUCGGUGGAAGGACACACAACGAACUCGACUCAAUGCAGCAGAAGGUGAUGGAGCUGCUGAAGGUGACGUCACGGCCAGUCGCAAGUUCUACUGCUGACGACUCGUCGGAUCUGCUGGAAACAAUGCAAUCAGCAACCAUCGCGAGCAACACAAGCAGCAACAAUGCGAGUGACAUCGACAUCCUUUGGAGCAAAUACAUCGUCCGGUCCGGAUACGUGCUCCCGGUGGAUCCGCUGUUUGUGGCCAAAAUCAAUCCCUUCUGGCUACAGUUCGAGCCACCGACGACGGGCGAACAUUACUUGCUGGCCAUGUUCUACUUUCUCAUGAUGCUGUUCGGUGUCAUCGGAAACGCGCUCGUGAUCUUCAUGUUCUACAGAUAUCGAUCGUUGCGCACACCCGCCAACUAUCUCGUAAUGAACCUAGCCGUAGCGGACUUUAUCAUCAUGAUGGAGGCUCCGCUGUUUAUCUACAACAGCUUCCACCAGGGUCCGGCUCUCGGUUCAGUUGGUUGCACAGUGUACGCGCUGAUGGGUGCCAUCGGUGGAACAGUCGCGAUCGCCACACUCACCGUCAUCUCGAUCGAUCGCUACAACGUCGUCGUUUACCCGCUUAAUCCGAACCGUUCGACGACCAAGCUAAAGUGCUACUUUCUGAUAGCCUUCACGUGGGCGUACGGGCUACUGUUCGCGAUCAUGCCAGCCCUGGAGAUCGGUCUCAGUAGCUACACGGCCGAGGGCUACCUGACGGCGUGCAGCUUCGAUUAUCUCGACCGUUCGUACGAGGCGCGCGUGUUCAUGUUCAUCUACUUCGUGUUCGCCUGGCUGCUGCCGUUCAUCAUCAUCAGCUACUGUUACGCGCACAUCCUGAUCGCGGUGAUCAACGCCAACUCGAUCCAGUCGAGCAAGAGCAAGAACAAAACCGAGGUAAAGCUGGCGGGUGUCAUCGUGGGCAUCAUUGGGCUGUGGUUUGCCGCCUGGACACCGUACGCCGUCGUCGCCAUGAUGGGUGUGUUCGGGUACGAGCAGUAUCUGACACCGCUUAACUCGAUGAUACCGGCGGUGUUCGCGAAGAUAGCGGCUUCCAUCGAUCCGUACUUUUACGCCAUGAACCAUCCACGCUACCGGCAGAUGCUGGAGCGGAUGUGCUGCAACCGGGGUGCCGAUCAGGGCAACUCGCAGUACCAAACGUCCCACUAUACGCGCGGUGCCUCGCGGGCCGGUGAAUCCGAGGCUGAUGGGGACGAAUCCGGCGGCGUCGGCCGAACUCCCGGAGGUGCCAAUUCCGUGCGAGCCUCCGGUCGAAGCGGGCGGCUAAUCACGGCGAAAGGAGUAUCCGGUGUCACAUCCGCCGGUGGUGGCGGUGUUAAGGCACUCAAGAAGCAAACCUCCAACGGGGACGAAACGUCGAUGGAGGUGUCGAUGGAGAUGUAACAGUGCUGCCGGCGGGGAGCCCAGCUCCUUCGCACGACGGAUGAUUUCGAAAACAGUGCCUUCGUGUAGUGUAGUGUAGCGGUUGUAUGUGCGAGUGGCCGGGAAAGAUGCCCUAGGCGACGGUGUGUAAUCACGCAAAAAUUGCCGGAAAAUGGACCUAUUCAUUACACCACCUUUGGCCCAGAUGUGACGUUCUUUCAGGGCCAAGAUGUGACGGUAAUUUGGUGGAGGAGAGAGAGAGAGAGAGA
This is a messenger RNA of Anopheles nili, 1835 nucleotides long. RefSeq names its product opsin, ultraviolet-sensitive. The coding region runs from base 1 to 1587 and encodes 528 amino acids. The record is from RefSeq and is a predicted model, not a curated record. Gene Ontology annotation, molecular function: G protein-coupled receptor activity. Gene Ontology annotation, biological process: G protein-coupled receptor signaling pathway; visual perception. Lineage: Eukaryota; Metazoa; Arthropoda; Insecta; Diptera; Culicidae. The transcript is spliced from 5 exons. Gene Ontology annotation, cellular component: membrane.